Molecule: messenger RNA, 5796 nt
Organism: Nasonia vitripennis (jewel wasp)
Lineage: Eukaryota; Metazoa; Arthropoda; Insecta; Hymenoptera; Pteromalidae
Product: kielin/chordin-like protein
Exons: 13
Coding region: 346-4392 (1348 amino acids)
Biological process (GO): cell-matrix adhesion
Cellular component (GO): basement membrane; extracellular region
Molecular function (GO): serine-type endopeptidase inhibitor activity
Source: RefSeq, a predicted model, not a curated record
UCGGGAAACAGGUCGCUUCAGUGUUCCGCCGAGCUUCGUUCCACGCGAACUGUACAUCUCUCUCUCCCUCUCUCUCUGCGCCUACGUUUGCGCGACUCCGAGAGUUUAUACCCGCGGAUUUUUACGAUUAACCAGUGCUUCGUUGUUUCUUUUACAAUCGAGUGCGCGGCCCUUCGAGUUGUCGGAGGAAGAGGAUUUUUCUUGUGAUACGCAACACGGAUACAGACAGUUGGAAGAAGCGGAGGUUUUGAAUUUGGAGAAACCACGCGCCGGAUUCAGGCUGCGCCGAUAGUUUCGAAUUUCAGGUGCAGCCGCUCGGAGCAAAGGCCACUUGAUGCGUUGAAGAUGCGCCGAGUGCCGAACAACGGUGGGCAGCGAGCCUGCGCCGUUGUGUGGGUGACGUCGAGUAUUUUUCUUAUCUGCCUCACCGCCGUCGCCGCUGGCAAUGCAAUAACCCGUUCGGUGGGCCGCUGCCCGGCCUACGACGAGCAGAACAUCUGUCCGGCCCGCUCGGCCGCCUGCAAGUCCGAUGGCGAAUGCCAGUCUCCGUCGGAGCGCUGCUGCCCAACGGCCUGCGGGGACCGCUGCGUGCCCGGCGAGCUGACGGGCUGCGAGCAGCUGGCCCUGGCCGCCAGACGGCGCUCGCGGGCUCUGGGCCCCGGAAGCCCGGCCCAGCUGGUCCCGCGCUGCGACAACGUCACCGGCGAGUUCGAGCGGGUCCAGUGCGACCCCUCGGGCGGCUGCUACUGCGUCGACGAGUACGGCGGCGAGGUUGCCGGCACCCGGGCGCCGCAGCGCCGGCUGGUCGACUGCGACAAGCCCAGGCUCUGCCCGGCGCACUCCUGCCGCAUGCUCUGCCCGCUGGGAUUCGAGAUCGAAGCCAAGACCGGCUGCCCCAGGUGCGAGUGCCGCGACCCGUGCCGCGGGGUGAGCUGCCCCGGACUGCAGUCCUGCGAGCUGAUCGACGUGCCCUGCGCCAGGCCGCCCUGCCCGCCGAUCCCGAGCUGCCGCAAGGCCAAGUCCAUGGCGAACGUCUGCCCGGCGGGCGAGCCCCUGCAGAUCAGCGACUCGGCCCGGCCGUUCCUCUGCGGCGACAGCCCCGGCAAGCCCGACUGCCCGCCGCUGUACCGCUGCCUCGUGGAGCCCGGCCAGGAGUACGGCGUCUGCUGCCCCGCGAGCAAGGAGCUCAAGCGCGCCGGCAGCUGCCCCGCCGACGAGCCCGAGCACUGCGGCAGCCCCUGCUCCCACGACCUCGACUGCCCGGGCCCGCAGAAGUGCUGCGCCAGCGACAAGUGCGCCGCCAGCGUCUGCGUCGCCCCCAAGGGCCUGAGCGCCUGCCACAGGAACAGGAUGCUCGCCGAGCUGCUCAGCAUCUCCGAGAGGCAGGGCCGGGGCUACGUUCCCCAGUGCUCCGAAGACGGCGAGUACGAGCGACGCCAAUGUUCCCGCAACGGACUGGUCUGCUGGUGCGUGGACGCGCUGGGUCAGAAGGUCAGCGGCUCGAUGGGUCCAGCGGAGAAGGUCGACUGCGAGAAGUCGACGGUAGCCCCUACGAGCUCCGGCCAACCUCGAUCUCUGCCCUCGUCCGGCUGCAGACUCCAGCAGUGCGCCCAGGUCUGCCAGUACGGCUUCAAGACCGACGCCGACGGCUGUCCCACCUGCGAGUGCGACGACCCCUGCCAAGGGUACCCCUGUCCACCGGGUGAGGAGUGCGUGCUCCGCCGCGAGGACGGCUGCCCGGACUUCCUGUGCCCCACGAAGCCGGAGUGUCGUCUGCGACGCAGCUUCGGGAACCCCUGCGUCUCGGGCUCGCCUCUGAGCGACGAUGAGGGCAACGCCGUCAUCUGCGCGGCCGGCAACAGGACCUGCCCGCAGAACCACAGCUGCAGCCCCGUGGCCGAGGCCGAGCAGUCCGUCUGCUGUCCCAUCGUGCCGCCGCCAGCCAAGGAGCCCACCAUGUGCGAGUACCUGCGCGACUUUGGCGAGCGAAUGGAGGGCACGAGAGAGGGCAUGGCUCUGGCGAUCCCGGCGCCCCAGUGCGAGGAGGACGGCUCUUACCGCGCGCUCCAGUGCCAGGAGAAGAACUGCUCGUGCGUCGACGAGUACGGCGCGAGCCUCAAGAGCCCAGUCGAGCCUGCCAGCACCGACUGCGCCGAGCUCCGGGACCUGCUCAACCUCUGCGACGCCUUCAGAUGCAACCUCACCUGUCCCUACGGCUUCGAAUUAGACGCAGCGGGAUGUCGGCAGUGCCGUUGCCGCGACCCCUGCCAGGAGGUGAAUUGCGCGCCGAACGAGGCCUGCACCCUCGUCGACGUGAACUGCGGGCCGGGCCAGUACUGCCCAUCGGUGCCCGCCUGCCUGGCCAUCAAGCCUGGACAGUGCCCCUACCUGGUGCCGAGCUCGUCCAGCUGCGAGGUGCUCUGCAGCACCGACCAGGAGUGCACCGCCGGCGACAAGUGCUGCUCCACCGGCUGCGGCACGCAGUGCGUCUCCCCGGUGAUGGCGACGGCCUGCCAGCACGCCAGGGCCGUCGCGGAACACGGCGCCCGGGAGUCGGGUGAGCCGGCCCGGCGAAGCUACAUCCCCCGCUGCGACGCCGACGGACAGUUCGAGCCGGUGCAGUGCCACGCGGGCAUGUGCUGGUGCGUCGACGAGGAGGGCCGCGAGGCCGCCGGUACCAGGGUCGUCGAGGGACUGCUGCCCAAGUGCGGCGCGCCCCAGAGCUGCCCGGAGGUCGACUGCGGCCUCGACUGCCACGACGGACUCGAGCUAGAUCCCACCACCGGCUGUCCGGUCUGCGCCUGCAGGGACCCGUGCAAGGCCGUUACCUGCCGCGGAGAGAACGAGGCUUGCAGAAUGGUCGAGGUGGCUUGCAGCGCGCCGCCCUGUCCGCCCGUCCCGGUCUGUCUGCCCAAGAAGGAGAACCCCUGCCCGAACGGCUCGCCCCUGCUGGUGGAGGACGGAAGUCCGGCGACCUGCGGACCCCACGGCCAGAGCUGUCCCUCGACCCACAAGUGCGAGCUCUCGCCGCUCGACGAGUACGCCGUCUGCUGCCCCAAGCCCCGAGAGGUCUGCUUCGAGCCUCCGCGCAAGGCCCCCUGCCCAGCCCAGGACGUUCACCGUAGAAGCGCGAACGAGAGCAGCGAGCGCUGGUACUUCGACUCGGAGAUGAACGAGUGCCGCAAGAAGGAGGACUGCUCCGCGGGCUACAACGACUUCUCGAGCAAGCUCGUCUGCGACACCGUCUGCCCCGUGCUCUCCCAGUGCGAGAGACUCCGCGAGAGGAACCUCAAGACCUCCCAGAAGUACAAGCAGCCGUCGUUCCUUCCCAGGUGCAACCCCGACACCGGAGCCUGGGAGGCGGUGCAGUGCCUCGAGCACGUGGGCGUCUGCUGGUGCGUGAACAAGAAGGGCGAGCCGAUCAAGGGCUCGCUGACCCGCGACGCCGAGCCGAAGUGCAACUUCCGGCAGGCGCGCCGAGGCCGGGGCGGCGGCGGCGGCUCGGCCAACCUCGAGAUCGACGCCGAGAUCAAGGCCUACAUGGAGAGCGCCUUCCUGGGCCUGUCGGCCGAGGGCAAGGAGAUCAACAAGGUGCUGGGCAGCAGGUGCCAGGCCAUGCGGGAGCGGGGCUUCGUGCCGGCCAUCUGCGACAAGUACGGCAGGUUCGAGCCGACCCAGUGCGCCGGCGAGACCUGCUGGUGCGUCGACGAGGCGGGAAAUCAGCUCGUCGGCUCCGAGCCCUUCGUCAAGGGGACCAACAUCUGCCUGCCGACCCCGGUGGAGGCGGUGGAGGUGACGCUGCACUUCCCGGGUAGCUUCCUGCCGGUCGAGGACGAGCCGCUCUUCGCCAAGGAGGCGACGGACUUCCUGCAGGGCCUGGGCGCCAGGCUGAAGGACGGCGUCCAGGUGGAGAUCAGCCAGGAGUCGAUAGUCCUGGCGUUCGAGGUCGUCGGGCCGAACAAGGUCGACGUGGCCUUCCACCUCGAGGAGCUGACGCGCAUGCAGAAGCUCAGCGUCCUCGGCUACCUGGCCGACGCGACCACCUCGAGGUUCACGCACCGGGUCACCGCGGGCACGGCCAACAACCGCGUGGUCGCCCUCGAGCAGCGGGAGAUCCUCACGGAGCUCGAGGCGCCGGUCUUCCAGACGGCCACGCUCGUCCUGGCCGCCGCGAGCGCCUUCGUCAUCAGCAGCCUGCUGAUCCUCCUGGUGCUCUACCGGAAGAAGAUGAAGAUGAAGGACUCGACGGAGGCCAUGUCGGCGGACCAGCACUUCCUGGCCUACAACAGCCAGCCGGUCUACGUCAUCUCCGGCGCGGCCGAGGAGAAGGAGAAGGAGGCGAUCGCCACCAGUCACGAGGUCGUCCCCAGAACGUCCGAGAGCGUCGGCUGAGCGUCUGCAGCUGCAACGUCAUUACGCGCCACGGCCCGUCUCACACUUUCGUCCAAUUUUCUCUCUCUCUCUCUCUCUUAUCUCCCCAACCCCCUUUUUCCCAAUCGAUAUCUCUCAUAUCUCUCACUCUCGUUCCUAGACCGCACUUCCAUAAUGAUGCGCGUUUUAGAAAGAGCGAGCGUCUGCUUUUGACGGGAUCCCCGAGUCUUGCACACACACUCUGCGGAGGGGGAUUGCGAAAACCGUGAGCCGCCGCAAAGCCGCUUAUCUGUGUGCGGCCGUUAUCGGCCGUCGCGAGGCGCGCAUUCAUGCAAAUCAUACGAUAUCGAGCAGACCUCGGGGAUACUUGUAUACCGAGUUUUUUCGCAUACAUUAUACGAGCGCGGCGCGCGAUAAGGGAAUAAUAAUAGCGAAGACAAGAGGCGUCGUCGGCGGGCCGAGAAGGAGGCUCUCCUCCUCGUCGCGUCGACGGAAGAAGGAGGAAGAAGCCGCGUUCGAUGGUCCCCGCGUUCAUUGGGCGAGCGGGGAUCUUCGAACGCCGACGCGUCAGGGCUCCUCUCUUUUCUCACACUUGGGAAUGUAUAUAUUAUAUUUAUUAGACUGCACACCUACGGCGCGUAUACUUAACUGUUAGACACACGCACACACGGCGACUCGAGAUUGAUCCGACCUUUGAUGCGCACAACACUGCAUAGCGUGCAGCCGUCGCUCGUGUAUACCCGAGAGACUUUUUGUAUCGCUUUUUUUGGUACGUAUCGUUUGUACGACGACGUUUACACUCCGUAUAUAGCGAAGCGACGCUACAUCUCUGUUGUAUGCCCGCAAAGUUCGUUUAUCCUGAGUUUCGCGCUAAAACACGCAGCGAGCAAGUUUGCCUUUUUUGUACGAUGGAUUUUUCGAUUCAGCGAUAUAUUAUGUAUCAUCCCCUAGCUCUCUAUCUCUCUGGAAGAAAUUUUUUUGUACAGUUUUAUGUGUAGUGUGUAACGUAGCAAUAAGUACGGAAGGUAGGAUAUCUCUCGGCUCAUCAGUACCUAACAAGCCCACUCCCCGACCUCCUCGUAUAUACACUUAUAUGGAUAUAGUAAUACCCGCAGCAUCAGCUAUAUAUACAUAUAGACACAUUAUAUAGGGAGACGAACGAAGGUUCGUACGAAUCGAGGCAAACGCGAGAGCGCCGAGACGCUUAGCCACUGGUGCGCACAUAAUGUUGAACUUGUGUUGCGCGCGUCAAAGCGACGGAACUCAUCCGCGCGCCCGCCCGCCCGCUCGAAGGGUUGCAACAAUCGCUGCGCGGAUCGACUGCAUGAACGACAAAAUACAAGUAGAGUAUAGCGAUGUUAAUUUAUUUAUUUGACUAACCCUUUAACAUAAUUUCAAUAAUAAAUACACGAAAAGAAACAAAAA